Hirundo rustica (Barn swallow) is the source of this 4421-nucleotide messenger RNA. RefSeq names its product dynactin subunit 1 (gene DCTN1). The record is from RefSeq and is a predicted model, not a curated record. Gene Ontology annotation, cellular component: microtubule associated complex; nucleus; cytoplasm. The transcript has 32 exons. Bases 387 to 4223 code for a protein of 1278 amino acids. Gene Ontology annotation, biological process: cytoplasmic microtubule organization; nuclear migration; establishment of mitotic spindle orientation. Lineage: Eukaryota; Metazoa; Chordata; Aves; Passeriformes; Hirundinidae. Gene Ontology annotation, molecular function: microtubule plus-end binding.
CCGGGGUCACGGCGGGCUCGGCGCGGGAGGAAUUUGGGGUGUCCCUGCCCAGUGGCCACGGCAGGGCGAGCAGCAGGAGGCCGUGCCGGUGGCCCGGUGCCUCCUUCCUGCGGCGAGCUUUAGGACCCGGCGCCGUGACAAGUCUGGAGCGGCACUGGCGCAGAGCGGCUCCAUCGGCAGCGCCGGAAUUCUCCGUAUCCCUCCCUCGGAGCAUCCUCGCCCGGAAAAGGGCUUCCCCUCCCUCUCGUACCGCCCGGCGAGAGCCUCGGGGGGAAAGGGGGGGAUGCUGGGAUCGGCCGGGACGCCGGGAAGCGCCGCUGGAUGCUGCCGGCAGUGAGCUGGGAGAGCUGCUGGCUGCGAAUCGGGGAUCUCUGGAGCGCGGCAGCAUGGCCCAGGGCAGGAGACACGCGUCCGGCCGGGCCUCCAGCACGGCCAGGAUGAGCGCUGACGGCGGCAGCAAGCCCCUCAAGGUGGGCUCCCGCGUGGAGGUCAUCGGCAAGGGCCACCGCGGCACCGUGGCCUACGUGGGGGCCACCCUGUUCGCCACCGGCAAAUGGGUCGGGGUCAUCCUGGACGAGGCCAAGGGCAAGAACGACGGCACGGUGCAGGGCAGGAAAUACUUCACCUGCGAGGAGAACCACGGCAUCUUCGUGCGGCAGUCCCAGAUCCAGGUGUUUGAGGAUGGAGCAGACACAACAUCCCCAGAAACCCCGGAAUCUGCUGCCAUGAAGGUCCCUAAGAGAGAUUCCCUUGAUGCCACCAAGGCCAGCAAACUGCGCGGAGCGAAGCCCAAAAAGGCCCCGGCCACACGCAAGAGCACCGCCCGCCGGCCCAAGCCCACCCGGACCCCCACGUCAUCGGCGUCCGGCGGCACGGCCGGGCCCUCGGGCUCGGCCUCGGCGUCCGGCGGGGAGAUGAGCAGCAGCGAGCCCGGCACGCCCGCCCAGACCCCGCUGGUGGCCCCCGUCAUCCCCACGCCCUCCCUGGGCUCCCCGGGGGCGCCGCCGCUCCCCUCGCCCACCAAGGAGGAAGAGAAUCUCCGUGCUCAGGUCAGGGACCUUGAGGAGAAGCUGGAGACGCUGAAAAUCAAGCGGAAUGAGGACAAGGCGAAGCUCAAGGAGCUGGAGAAGUACAAGAUCCAGCUGGAGCAGGUGCAGGAAUGGAAGAGCAAAAUGCAGGAGCAGCAGGCUGAGCUCCAGAAGCGCCUGAAGGAGGCCAAGAAGGAAGCCAAGGAUGCCCUGGAAGCCAAGGAGAGGUACAUGGAGGAGAUGGCGGACACGGCCGACGCCAUCGAGAUGGCCACGCUGGACAAGGAGAUGGCCGAGGAGCGGGCGGAGUCCCUGCAGCAGGAGGUGGAUUCCCUCAAGGAGAAGGUGGAAUACCUCACCAUGGACCUGGAGAUACUCAAGCACGAGAUCGAGGAGAAAGGCUCUGACGGAGCAGCAUCCAGCUACCAGGUCAAACAGCUGGAGGAGCAGAACGCCAGGCUGAAGGAGGCUCUUGUCAGGAUGCGGGAUUUGUCCGCCUCGGAGAAGCAGGAGCACGUGAAGCUCCAGAAGCAGAUGGAGAAGAAGAACACGGAGCUGGAGUCGCUGCGGCAGCAGCGGGAGAAGCUGCAGGAGGAGGUGAAGCAGGCGGAGAAGACGGUGGAUGAGCUCAAGGAGCAGGUGGACGCAGCGCUGGGAGCUGAGGAGAUGGUGGAGACUCUGACCGAGAGAAACCUGGAUCUGGAGGAGAAGGUCCGCGAGCUGCGUGAGACCGUCGGGGACCUGGAAGCCAUGAACGAGAUGAACGACGAGCUGCAGGAGAACGCCCGCGAGACGGAGCUGGAGCUGCGCGAGCAGCUGGACAUGGCCACGGCGCGCGUGCGCCAGGCCGAGAAGCGCGUGGAGGCCGCGCAGGAGACCGUGGCCGACUACCAGCAGACCAUCAAAAAGUACCGGGAGCUGACGGCCCACCUGCAGGACGUGAACAGGGAGCUGAUGAGCCAGCAGGAAGCGUCGGCCGAGAGGCAGCAGCAGCCUCCCCCUGAGAUGUUCGACUUCAAGAUCAAAUUCGCAGAGACGAAAGCCCACGCCAAGGCCAUCGAGAUGGAGCUGCGGCAGAUGGAAGUGCAGCAGGCCAACCGCCACGUGUCCCUCCUCACCUCCUUCAUGCCCGACAGCUUCCUGCGCCACGGCGGCGACCACGACUGCGUCCUGGUGCUGCUGCUCAUCCCACGCCUCAUCUGCAAGGCCGAGCUGAUCAGCAAACAGGCGCAGGAGAGGUUCGAGCUGAGCGAGAGCUGCGCCGAGCGCGCGGGGCUGCGAGGAGCGCCCGGGGAGCAGCUCAGCUUCGCCGCCGGCCUCGUCUACUCCCUGAGCCUGCUCCAGGCCACGCUGCACAAAUACGAGCAGGCCCUGAACCGCUGCAGUGUGGAGGUGUACAAGAAGGUGGGCACCCUGUACCCCGAGAUGAGCGUCCACGAGCGCUCCCUGGACUUCCUGAUCGAGCUGCUCCACAAGGACCAGCUGGACGAGACCGUCAACGUGGAGCCGCUCACCAAAGCCAUCAAGUACUACCAGCACCUGUACAGCAUCCACCUGGCCGACCAGGCUGAGGACUGCACCCUGCAGCUGGCCGACCACAUCAAGUUCACCCAGAGUGCCUUGGACUGCAUGGGGGUGGAGGUGUGCCGGCUGCGGGCCUUCCUCCAGGCCGGGCAGGAGGCUGCCGACCUGGCCAUCCUGCUCAAGGACCUGGAGACGUCCUGCAGCGACAUCCGCCAGUUCUGCAAGAAGAUCCGGCGCCGCAUGCCGGGCACGGACGCGCCGGGAAUUCCCGCGGCCCUGGGCUUCGGAGCGCAGGUGUCGGAGACGCUGCUGGAAUGCCGGAAGCACCUGACGUGGGUGGUGGCCGUGCUGCAGGAGGUGGCGGCGGCCGGGGCGCAGCUGAUCGCGCCGCUGGCCGAGAACGAGGGGCUGCCGGCCCCGCGCCUCGAGGAGCUGGCCUUCAAAGUCAGCGAGCAGAUUUACGGCUCCCAGGGCAUCAAUCCCUACGAGUGCCUGCGCCAGUCCUGCAGCAUCCUCAUGGCCACCAUGAACAAGAUGGCCACGGCCAUGCAGGAGGGCGAGUACGACGCCGACCGCCCGCAGAGCAAGCCCACGCCGCCAGCGGAGCUCCGGGCGGCCGCGCUCCGGGCGGAGAUCACGGAUGCCGAGGGGCUGGGGCUGAAGCUGGAGGACAGGGAGACGGUCAUCAAGGAGCUGAAGAAGUCCCUCAAGAUCAAGGGCGAGGAGCUCAGCGAGGCCAACGUGCGGCUCAGCCUGCUGGAGAAGAAGCUGGACAGCGCGUCCAAGGACGCGGAUGACCGCGUGGAGAAGAUCCAGACCAAGCUGGAUGAGACCCAGACGCUGCUCAAGAAGAAGGAGAAGGAGUUUGAGGAGACCAUGGACGCUCUCCAGGCUGACAUUGACCAGCUGGAGUCGGAGAAGGUGGAGCUGAAGCAACGCCUCAACAACCAGUCCAAGAGGACGAUUGAGGGGCUGCGGGGAGCCCCAGCCUCGGGCGUGGCCUCCAUCGUGUCCGGCAUCGCCGGAGAGGAACAGCAGCGAGGUGUCGGCGCCGGGCAGGUGCCGGGAGGCGGCUCCGGACCCGUCCAGGUGAAGGAUUCACCCCUCCUGCUCCAGCAGAUCGACGCCCUGCAGCUCUCCCUGAAACACCUCAAGAACGAGAACAACCUGCUCAAGGGCGCCCGGAUGAAGAUGGAGCUGGCCAGCCUGGCGCCGCUGCAGGUGCCGCGGGUGGCCGUGGCCCGCGACCGGCCGGGCGAGGGGCUGCCCACGCAGAGCCUCUACCGCCAGACCACGCAGCUCCUGGAGACCCUCUACCAGCUCAGCGCCAACGCCAAGGUGGUGGACAUGAGGCAGAGCAAAUCCCCGAGGAGCUCGUCGGCGCGGCUGCUGGAGCAGACAGCCCGGCUCUGCGCCCUCAAGAACUCCAUCGACGCCCUGAAGGACGACACGCUGAGGGAGAUGGUCCAGCAGCAGCCGGGCGCCGGCGUCUCCACUACCUUCGGCACCUUCCCGUCCUCUUCCUUCCUGAAGGCCAAGCAGGAGCAGGCGCAGGGCCCGGCGCUGUGCGGGCGGGUGACGAUCCCGUGCGCCCCGGGGCACGGCCAGGCGCACCGGGUGCUGCUCACCCCCGACCUGCUCCAGCACCUCCGCCAGCACUUCGUCGCCUGAGCCGACCCCCCGAGGGACCCCAACCCCGCCGUCCCCACCCUUGGGAAUCUCCGCUUCCCCCCGCUAUCCCGGCCCCGCUCGCGGGUGGGAGCCGGAGCCGCUUCCCCACGGGGGGAUCCGGAACCAUCCCCGCGCUGCUCUCGGACACUACAGCCCCCACCGUGCUCCUGGCAUCCAAUAAACGCUCCCUGGAUGUGC